AUGGCCCGAACGACCACCAUUUCAUUGGAUAAAGCGUACCUCGUAGCGAUAUGGCUGGAGACUCUGUUCUACGGUGUGAACAUCGUCCUCUUCGGUUCCUAUCUCUACAUCUCACGCUACAAGCAUCGAGCACGGAAAAUCAAGCGAGUCAUCAUGGUCUCCGCUAUCACCAUGUUUCUCUUCUCGACCAUACAUGUUUCUCUCGGACUUGUGCGCUUGAUCCAGGGAUUCAUCGAGUUCCGUGAUGCGCCAGGUGGUCCGGCGGCGUUCGUGGCGGACACCUCUGCGCCUGUGAAUGUGGCAAAGAUCAUCAUCCACACGAUUAAUUCGAUCAUUGGGGAUAGUAUCGUGGUUUGGCGCUGCUAUCAUGUUUGGGCCGCGAACAUCUACAUAUGCAUCUUGCCCAUCCUUCUGAUCGCAGCAUCCGCAGUUUCGGGGCUUGGGCAAGGUAUAAUCUUCGCUCAGGACAAGACCGGUGACGGCACGUUCUCUCGACUCAGGCUCACCUUCGUCGGAUGUGGCUGUCGAUGGCUGUAG
Messenger RNA from Stereum hirsutum FP-91666 SS1, 537 nucleotides. RefSeq lists its product as uncharacterized. The record is from RefSeq and is a predicted model, not a curated record. Bases 1 to 537 code for a protein of 178 amino acids. NCBI's taxonomy places the organism in Eukaryota, Fungi, Basidiomycota, Agaricomycetes, Russulales, Stereaceae. The transcript has 4 exons.